AUGAACCAAAAAGUGACCAGACGAAAAGAUGAAACGAGGUUAGCAGGGAUGUCCUCGUGUAACAUGGCACCGCAGUUCAUGAAGAAUGUCAGGGCAGUGGUCAUCAGUUGGGAAGAGGCUGCAAGAGGUGUUCUAUGGAGGAUAUCAGGGCAGUGGUCAUCAGUUAGGUACCUUAAAAAACAUUUUUGUAUUCACUUGAGUCGAAAAUGUAAGAAGAGCUUUGAAAUACAGAUAAUCAACAGAUACAGACAAUCAACAGAUACAGACAAUCAACAGAUACAGACAACCAACAGAUACAGACAAUCAACAGAUACAGACAAUCAACAGAUACAGACAAUCAACAGAUACAGACAACCAACAGAUACAGACAACCAACAGAUACAGACAACCAACAGAUACAGACAAUCAACAGAUACAGACAACCAACAGAUACAGACAACCAACAGAUACAGACAAUCAACAGAUACAGACAAUCAACAGAUACAGACAAUCAACAGAUACAGACAAUCAACGGAUACAGACAAUCUAAUCUCAGGCAACAGUUCAGGCAACAGUACAGCCAACAGUACAGCCAACAGUUCAGGCAACAGUUCAGCCAACAGUACAGCCAACAGUUCAGGCAACAGUUCAGGCAACAGUACAGAAAACAGUUCAGGCAACAGUACAGCCAACAGUACAGCCAACAGUUCAGGCAACAGUUCAGCCAACAGUACAGCCAACAGUUCAGGCAACAGUUCAGCCAACAGUACAGGCAACAGUUCAGCCAACAGUACAGCCAACAGUUCAGGCAACAGUUCAGCCAACAGUACAGGCAACAGUUCAGCCAACAGUACAGCCAACAGUACAGCCAACAGUUCAGCCAACAGUUCAGGCAACAGUUCUGGCAACAGUACAGCCAACAGUUCAGGCAACAUUACAGCCAACGGUACAGCCAACAGUACAGCCAACAGUUCAGGCAACAGUUCAGGCAACAGCACAGGCAACAGUUCAGGCAACAGUACAGCCAACAGUACAGACAACAGUACAGGCAACAGUUCAGGCAACAGUUCAGGCAACAGUACAGCCACAGCCAACAGUUCAGCCAACAGUACAGCCAACAGUUCAGGCAACAGUUCAGGCAACAGUUCAGGCAACAUUACAGCCAACAGUUCAGGCAACAGUACAGCCAACAGUACAGCCAACAGUUCAGCCAACAGUUCAGGCAACAGUUCAGGCAACAGCACAGGCAACAGUUCAGGCAACAGUACAGCCAACAGUACAGCCAACAGUACAGGCAACAGUACAGCCAACAGUUCAGGCAACAGUUCAGGCAACAGUUCAGGCAACAUUACAGCCAACAGUUCAGGCAACAGUACAGCCAACAGUACAGCCAACAGUUCAGCCAACAGUUCAGGCAACAGUUCAGGCAACAGCACAGGCAACAGUUCAGGCAAAAGUACAGCCAACAGUACAGCCAACAGUACAGGCAACAGUUCAGGCAACAGUUCAGGCAACAGUACAGCCACAGCCAACAGUUCAGCCAACAGUACAGCCAACAGUUCAGGCAACAGUUCAGGCAACAGUUCAGGCAACAGUUCAGGCAACAGUACAGCCAACAGUACAGCCAACAGUACAGGCAACAGUACAGCCAACAGUUCAGGCAACAGUUCAGGCAACAGUUCAGGCAACAUUACAGCCAACAGUUCAGGCAACAGUACAGCCAACAGUACAGCCAACAGUACAGCCAACAGUUCAGGCAACAGUUCAGGUAACAGCACAGGCAACAGUUCAGGCAACAGUACAGCCAACAGUACAGCCAACAGUACAGGCAACAGUUCAGGCAACAGUUCAGGCAACAGUACAGCCACAGCCAACAGUUCAGGCAACAGUUCAGGCAACAGUUCAGGGCACUUGUUGGAUAAUAUUUGUAAGGAUGGUCGAGCAUGA
Messenger RNA from Biomphalaria glabrata, 1926 nucleotides. RefSeq names its product circumsporozoite protein-like. The record is from RefSeq and is a predicted model, not a curated record. Lineage: Eukaryota; Metazoa; Mollusca; Gastropoda; Planorbidae. Bases 1 to 1926 code for a protein of 641 amino acids. The transcript is spliced from 3 exons.